AUGUCCCAUUCGUGGUUGCAGCGCAAGCGCAAGGGCGAGCUUCUGGAGCUUGCUCAGAAGUCAAGGUUGGCGGAUGCUGAUGGUCUCUUGAAAGACGAUCUUGUGGAACUUUUGGGCGCGCAUCUGAACGCGAACGAGACUACAUAUGCCAAACAUCCGGAAUUUCGCGAUUACUACGGUCGUGCAGGAUCGCCUCUAAAGAGAGAGCGCUCUUCGCCCUCUGAGCCUGUAACUCUCACUAAAUCGCGUCGUCGAACGUUUGUGAAGGAACCUUCGGCGGAGUCCCCAGCCAUCGAGAAGAGUGCCCUCGUAACCCGUACACCGCGCGCGGUCUCUAGACGCGUCUCCCAAGUUUUAAAUGAAGUCGACAUUCCAGCAUCCCCAUCUCAGCUCGCCGAAGUCGCAGACCACUCUCUCCAAACAUUACAGAUAAAGGCUGCCCAGCUAUGGGAAAGAUCACGUAUCGACGAGCUGAAAGAGCUCAUACGCGAGAACGCAAGUUCAGUCGCCACCAUUCAGACCCUCAUUCUCUUGAUCGAGGCUGUUGGAUUACAGUGGAAUACACUCGAGACGACCCACAUCGUACAACUCUCAGAUAGCGCAACAAAGGCCACUGGGUACAGCUUUCUCGCGGUACCAGAAUUUACCAAACUCCUCACAGCCGAAUUCUGGGCUCCGGCAACACUCUGGUCCUUGACGAGCUGGGUGUUACCCCUCGUUUUUUCGUACUUCAUCAACCUCACACUUCGCACAAAUACCGAACGCAAAUCUUCAGAGCGCCAAUACACGACGGACCCCCUGGUAUUUCAUCUCGUCAAAGCCAUCUUGUCGUACAGUGCGUAUCGCUACCUCCAACCUACCGACAUAACGGCAAUUCCUGUCGGCGAGAUGCGCGUUCACACAGUGCCUGAAAGCUACGGCUGGGGCCCGUUUUCCGCAUCCAGUGUUGGCACAGUACGGAACAAUGUCCCUGGUGGAUACUAUGGCCUGCAGAUUGGGGCAGCUGUUGGCAUUCUGGUUAGCCUGUAUGAUGCUGUGUUGAAGAAGCGUUGGAAGUCUGGUUCUGGAGCGAAAUAUCGUUUUUCUACUAUCAUGUUGGAUGCCAUGGCACUGGCAUCGCUGCUAGCACUCGCGCAGUUUUAUCGUGGAGGAACUAUACUUGACUUUGCUAUUCCUGUCAUUUUUAUCCUCAAUCUGAAGAAUUAUGAACAUGACCGUUAA
Molecule: messenger RNA, 1221 nt
Organism: Plenodomus lingam JN3
Lineage: Eukaryota; Fungi; Ascomycota; Dothideomycetes; Pleosporales; Leptosphaeriaceae
Cellular component (GO): membrane
Source: RefSeq, a predicted model, not a curated record